CCACAACGGCCUGCUCACUGGGCCCCUCCAUCAUGGGUAUGGCCAAUGGCAAGUAGGUAGUUGUUCGUCCGAUUAUCCCCUCUUCCAACCCUAGGGCUUGGGGUCAGCGCUGUACAAUUUUUCCGCUGCAUUGCCCCUUUGACCUAGGAGAAGUGCUGGGCUUUUAUAAAUCAAGCCAUGUCCACUGCAGGACGCAAGCUAUCAGCGCCAAAACCCGAGCGAAGGCGAGCUUUUAGUUGCGAAACCUGCAGAAAACGCAAGGUUAAAUGCGAUGGAGCAACGCCAAUCUGUUCAAGAUGUUCAUUGCGAGGUGAUGAUUGUUACUACGGCUUGAAUCCUACGCUUUCGUACACCAGAGCUCUCGAGCAGAAGGUCGCCCAUCUUGAGGCCAGGCUUCGCGCCUUGGAAUGUUCCUCGGCGGAUGCGCUCUCGCCUUCGCGUCAAAGCACGGCCGGUUCUGCUCAGACCGACCUCAGCCCAAGACCGGCUGAGGGCAUCGAGAGCACAAAAGUACCUAAGUUCGACGCUCUUCAGAUUGACGACGGCCACUUGACCUUCCAUGGGACUACUAGUUUCUUCCGACUUCCUGGCAGUCAACAAGAUGGUGCAGAUGGCACCGGUCGCUUACUUCCCUCUCAAAAGGACGCUGAGAGUGGCAAGGACAAAUUGAUCAACAGCGCAUGGAAGGAAAGAGCUUUUGAACAAUUCGCAAACACCCCUGAACCGAUGAAGUCGUUACUUCGUGAUCACUGGACAUGGGUUUCGCCACUUUUCAACUUCAUUUAUCGACCUGCCUUCACAAGGGACAUCAAGAACAACGGUCCGUAUUACUCCUCUGGCUUACUGAACACUAUUUUGGCACACUCGGUGCGAUGGGCAAGAUCCGACCCAAAUCUAUCCAUCUUACUGGAGCCUUACGAUGGUGGUGCUCAAUUCUAUCGUCAAGCCAUUGCCGCCGUAUUCGAUACUGUCAGACAAGGCCCGGGCAAGAUCCCUGAGGUCCAGGCUCUCCUCUUGCUCAGUGCUCAGGCAACUGGCAAGGGGCAUAGAACUCAAGCGUGGCUAUAUACAGGAAUGGCCAUCCGACUGAUGGAAGACCUUGGCCUCAAUAUCGAUAGUCGUAGCUACGCCGCAACAGCUGGGCUUAGUGAUGAAGAUAUCGAGAUCCGAAACCGUUUAUUCUGGAGCUGCUACUGCUGGGAAAAACUGCUCUGUUUAUACCUGGGUAGACAGCCAGUCAUACUUGCCACGCAUGCCAGUUCUCCUCAACUCUUGCUGGAUGACUCUGCCGAGAUUGAGGUCUGGUCGCCGUCCGGAGUUGGUGUGAUCGAUGAGCAGAAUUAUCCUCCUACGCAGAGUCAUGCGACCUCCUGUUUCAUCAACAUGUGCUCUCUGUCCGAAAUCCUUCAUCGCAUUCUACUCCAGCUUUACGAUCCUCUGAAUGAAAUUUCUGAAGAGGCGACAAUAUCAUACGUUGUCAAUGAGACCGCGAAUAUGCAAACUUGGUGGGACAGACUACCUUCUUUCCUAAAGAUUACCACUUCAGAUCCGCCCUCGCACUGUCCACCAUCGCAUGUGGCGACAUUGAAUGCGAUGUUCCACAUGGUCAAAAUUCAGCUGAAUCGACCGAUACUAUGCGCCCGUGGCACUUCCGACACUCUGAGAGAUAACUUGGAGCAUCACGUUGCUGAAUGCAGCUCAGCUGCGAACGCGAUCAUAAACAUAUUUGACCUGUAUACGCGGAAUUUUGGCCUCGGACACGUCAUGACAGCACUUAUAUAUUGCUUGUACACAUCCGCUUCCAUCUUUCUGCUCCAAGCCCAGGCCACCAAAAUAGACUCCCCAGCACUGGUCUCGAAGCUGAAAUAUUGUAUCGGGGCUCUGGAAAGCGUCAAGUCCACAACUCCAAUUGUCGGCACUGCCAUUGAGUUGAUUCAACGUGAGAUCACGCGUUUGAAUAUUUCUCUCGAUGAUCCAACGAGGUCAUCAACAGAAUUCCUAGAGCUCCCUCGGAUAGCAUCAGAGGAACCGAAUACGUAUGAGUGGGCGGCCGUGGAUCCUGAAGCUAUACUGCCGCAACAAUGGACCGAUGUAACGAUGGCAGGGGAGAUGGAAACGUGGUUCGACGAUAGCUUCUUUUUAGCUGCUGAUGUGCAUCCCACCUUUUACGAUCCUUACGAUGCAACAGAGAGAACAUGA
Exophiala oligosperma is the source of this 2199-nucleotide messenger RNA. RefSeq lists its product as uncharacterized. Lineage: Eukaryota; Fungi; Ascomycota; Eurotiomycetes; Chaetothyriales; Herpotrichiellaceae. Bases 178 to 2199 code for a protein of 673 amino acids. Gene Ontology annotation, biological process: regulation of DNA-templated transcription; DNA-templated transcription. The transcript has 2 exons. Gene Ontology annotation, molecular function: DNA binding; DNA-binding transcription factor activity, RNA polymerase II-specific; zinc ion binding. The record is from RefSeq and is a predicted model, not a curated record.